This is a messenger RNA of Spodoptera frugiperda (fall armyworm), 1636 nucleotides long. RefSeq lists its product as uncharacterized. The record is from RefSeq and is a predicted model, not a curated record. The coding region runs from base 169 to 1092 and encodes 307 amino acids. NCBI's taxonomy places the organism in Eukaryota, Metazoa, Arthropoda, Insecta, Lepidoptera, Noctuidae. The transcript is spliced from 2 exons.
AGGGCCAACUCACACCGAAAGAGCGGCGAAGGGCAGCGGAGCGCAGCGACCCGCUCGGUAGAGAAGGCGCGAGGAUUCCCGUGACUGCUCGAGAAGUCGCUGGAAUGCGCGAGAAGUCGCGGGACACCGCGCGCCAUCUCGAGCCGCGAUGAAUUUACGGGUCGUUCUAUGCGCAGUUCACUUUCAAUAAAACUCGAGGAAACUUGUGUUUAUGCAGUGAAAAUGAGUAUUUUGGAUUUAAUUAUUAUUGCACAUAUAAAAGAAGAGGAAGAGGCCGAAGACAUAAGGAGGGAAAGAUUUAAAAGAAACUUUUGGGUACACGACGUGUGGAAGAAAAGACAUUUGUUUGGCCAAUUUCGUACAUUUUGCACAAAUUUACAUCUGUAUCCUAGCAUUUAUUAUGACUAUUAUAAAAUGAACUAUUACAAAUUUGAAAGUUUGUUGGAAAUUCUCAGGCCACAUAUUCAAAAACAAAAUACCAAUUAUAGAUUGGCUAUUCCCGCUGAAGAAAGACUAUCGGUCUGCCUCAGAUUUCUAACUACUGCUAUCAGUUUCAAAGCGCUAGCUCACGAGUAUCAUAUGGGAUAUAGUACUGUACUUCAAAUUGUUCACGAAACUUGCUCCGCGAUAUGGAAGUAUUUACGGCCGCGUGUUAUGCCCAAACCAACAGCUGAGUUAUGGACCAAACUAGCAAAAGAAUUUGAAACUCAAUGGAAUUUUCCUAACUGUAUAGGAGCCAUAGAUGGCAAACAUGUUAAUAUUAGAGCACCUUGGAACAGCGGCAGUCAAUUUUAUAACUAUAAAAAAUUUUUCAGUGUAGUUUUGCUAGCCAUUGCCGAUGCAAAUUAUCGAUUCGUUGUAGUCGACAUUGGAGCAUAUGGUCGCAAUAGUGAUAGUGGCAUUUUAAGCAGCUCCAGAUUAGGACAAUCAUUGAAUAAUAAUACACUGGAUAUACCACCUAUUAAAUGUUUGCCAGGUACGACAGAAGCAUUGCCACAUGUUUUUGUUGGAGAUGAGGCUUUUCCGUUACACAAACACAUAAUGAGACCUUUUCCUGGAAACCAAGAAAUGAUGAAAUAUUUGAAAACAUAAAUGAAACAGUGCCAAUAAAUAGUAUAUUACAAAAUAUUCAAGAGGGUUCAGUUUCCCAAGAAAAUGCUAUGUGUAUAAGAGAUAAAUUUAAGACUUAUUUUAAUUCUUGUGGUGCAGUUUCUUGGCAAAACGAAAUGAUUUCCCGUAGUUAAAUAGAUUUAACAUCAAAAUGGUGUCAAGUUUUACAAAAGACUGUGCCGUAUGUAGGUAAACUAACGAGUUCUACAAUUUGCUGACGACAUCGCAACAAUUUAAAGUUAUUUUUAAUUUUAAUUAAAAUAUAAAAAAAUGAUUUAUUUUAAUUUUCAAAUAAAAAUACAUACCUAUUUAUAUACGUUUUUCUUUUGCUCCCAGCUCAGCAGUGAAUCAAAUAAAUGGGAUAUUAUUAAUUGCACAUCAAAUGAAAAUAAUCUCACAUCAAUUUAUUCUCAAAUAUGUAUAUAUAAAUAUAUAUCAAAUAAAUUACUUCACAACAAAUAAACUAAAUGUUUAGCAAAACUAGUAUUGCAGAUAAUUCGAAAAUGUACAUCAAUACUACAUUACU